This is a messenger RNA of Mucor mucedo, 957 nucleotides long. RefSeq lists its product as uncharacterized. The coding region runs from base 1 to 957 and encodes 318 amino acids. NCBI's taxonomy places the organism in Eukaryota, Fungi, Mucoromycota, Mucoromycetes, Mucorales, Mucoraceae. The record is from RefSeq and is a predicted model, not a curated record. The transcript has 2 exons.
AUGGACUCAACCGAUAAGCAAAACAUUAUCGAUAUUAUUAAUAAGGCGUUAGCCGUUAACCCUGUUCGUACUAUCGACGACAUCCAUAAUAUCAUGGACGAAACAGGUCUACAAAUGGCACAAAUUUGCCAUUACAUUGUUUACUUGGGUGCGAAUACUAGUGUUGGCUUCGAGCGCAGCCCAGAGCCGAUGCCGGUAAAAGACAUGAUUGACUCCAAUCAUUUUUUGGUGGACCCGGAAUUUCGUUCCGCGUACCUGAAGAGAUGGGAAUUAGAUAGCCAAACGGCUAAUACCAGUAUUACUUCUGGAGAGGUUCCAGCAUUGACUGGUAAAGAAUUUUGUGUUGCUGAUCUUGAAGAAGAUCAUCAUGAUCAAGGACAGGAUGUUAUUGAUCUUGUUGAUUCUGAUAGAGAAGGUGAAGCAUUUGACCAAUUGUUAGAGUUACCAACCUUGAAUGACUUUACUUUGGACUUGCGUGAAAUGAAAAGAACAAUUAGUACCAGGUCUCAAUUGGGGUAUUCUUUUAAAAUCAUUACCUGUCUGUAUCACUACUUGCUGUUUACAGAAUACCAUGUAUUCAAGGGAUUCAAUGAAUGGGAGUCCAUGGAGAUCACAGUGCUUAAUGAUGCUGAUCCAGUAGGUUUUAUGGAUUGUAGAACGCGUGGUGAGCGUGUGUUUCGUGUCUUUCAGUUGUUGGGAAUGGCAGGUAUUUUGGCUGUAGAAGUAAUGACGGCCAAAGCAUACUCCAGAUACCACCGAAGUUUUGAAGAACAAUUGGAGAUGUUGAUGAAACAUCUGUUGGCGGUUCUCAUGCGUGGAUUAAGUCUUCCUGCGGUUAGCUGGAUCUAUCGAAAUAUCCAACAAAAACUUGUUGUUUUAAACGAAAUACUUUCGGAGAUAGAUGUUGCGGGUAACAUCAAUGGGAAGAUAAUUUUACAGACCUAUAGUUUGAUUUAA